CAGCCGGGCCCCGCCUGCCCUCCGCCCAAGGUGCUGGGUUGGAGCUGGCCGGGCACUGCGGGGCAGGGCGAGCGCGGCGGCCCGGGGGCUCGGAGGCGAAGAUGGCGUCAGGCAGGCGUGCCCCGCGCACCGGGCUACUGGAACUGCGCGCCGGGGAGGGCUCGGGGGCUGGAGGCGACCGGUGGCAGCGGGUGCUGCUCAGUCUAGAGGAGGACGCGCUGACCGUGAGCCCCGCCGACGGCGAGCCCGGCCCGGAGCCCGGUGCCCAGCGGGAGCCGGAGCCCGCGCAGCUGAACGGCGCCGCCGAACCGGGCGCCAAGUCCCCGCCGCUGCCGGAGGCGCUGCUGCUCCAGCGGCGCCGCGUGACGGUGCUCAAGGCCGACGCCGGCGGGCUGGGUAUCAGCAUUAAAGGGGGCCGAGAGAACAAGAUGCCUAUUCUCAUUUCCAAGAUCUUCAAGGGCCUGGCAGCCGACCAGACGGAGGCCCUCUUUGUAGGGGAUGCCAUCCUGUCCGUGAAUGGGGAAGACCUUUCCUCUGCCACCCAUGAUGAGGCGGUGCAAGUCCUAAAGAAGACAGGCAAAGAGGUGGUGCUUGAGGUCAAGUACAUGAAAGAGGUCUCACCAUAUUUCAAGAACUCUGCCAGUGGGACCUCGGUUGGCUGGGACUCGCCUCCUGCCUCACCCCUUCAGCGGCAGCCUUCCUCCCCUGGCCUCCCACCCCGGGACCUCCGUGAUGCCAAACACAUGUCCUUGAAGAUGGCAUAUGUCUCGAGGAGGUGCACCCCCACUGACCCAGAGACCAGGUAUCUGGAGAUCUGUUCAGCAGAUGGCCGGGACACCCUCUUCCUGAGGGCUAAGGAUGAGGCUAGCGCCAGGUCGUGGGCAGCUGCCAUCCAAGCCCAGGUCAACGCUCUGAUGCCCUGGGUCAAGGACGAGCUGCAGGCGCUGCUGUCAGCCACCAGCACAGCCGGGAGCCAGGACAUCAAGCAGAUCGGCUGGUUGACUGAGCAGCUGCCCAGUGGGGGCACAGCACCCACCUUGGCUCUGCUGACCGAAAAGGAGCUGCUCCUCUACUGCUGUCUCCCCCAGACCCGUGAGGCCCUGAGCCGGCCGGCCCGUACUGCCCCGCUCAUCACCACCAGGCUGGUGCACUCAGGCCCCUCCAAGGGCUCCUUGUCCUACGAUGCAGAGCUCUCUUUUGCCCUGCGCACGGGUACGCGCCACGGUGUGGACACUCACCUGUUCAGCGUGGAGUCACCGCAGGAGCUGGCUGCCUGGACCCGCCAGCUGGUGGAUGGCUGUCACCGGGCUGCUGAGGGUGUGCAGGAGGUGUCGACAGCCUGCACAUGGAACGGCCGUCCCUGCAGCCUCUCUGUGCAUAUUGACAAAGGCUUCACACUGUGGGCGGCUGAGCCAGGUGCGGCCCAAGUUGUGCUGCUCCGACAACCCUUUGAGAAGCUGCAGAUGUCCUCGGACGAUGGUGCCAGUCUCCUUUUCCUGGACUUCGGGGGCGAUGAAGGAGAGAUUCAGCUGGACCUGCAUUCAUGCCCCAAAACAAUGGUCUUCAUCAUCCACUCCUUCCUCUCGGCCAAAGUCACCCGUCUGGGGCUCUUAGCCUAGAGGUCGUCAGAUGCAUUAGCCCUGAAGAGGGGGUGUCCACCACAUGGCCUGACCUGGCCCUCCGCUGAUUGCCUGCUUACCACUGGGCUGAGGGAAGGGAGAGGAAAGGAACAAGGAGGCAGAGACCCAGCCCCUGAGAGAGGCUGGGACCCAGACUCAGGACACAGUGGAUCCUGCCGGUGACGUGGUAGCCUCCCUGCUGCUCCCCCCACCCACACCAGUGCCUUUUGUGGAGAGAUAUUUUGUGUACGCAGAAGCCAUUCCGAGCCCGGGACCUGCCCCUCUGGGGAUCUUGACCCUAGCUGACAACUGCCAGGCCUCCUAGGGGCCCCUAAACUGUCCCCAGAGGCCCCACCUGAAGCUGGAGUUCCCUGGGGUCUGUGUCAAGAGAAAGAGGAGGAGCCUUUCUAUUCAUUUCUCCCAUCAGCUCUACCACCUUGAGGCAUCUGGUUUUUCUCUUCAUCCUCUCUCUCUCAUCCUUAGUCUUGGAUAAAUAAACAGCCUGUGAGUACUUAGGCAGCCUGG
Molecule: messenger RNA, 2144 nt
Organism: Balaenoptera acutorostrata (minke whale)
Lineage: Eukaryota; Metazoa; Chordata; Mammalia; Artiodactyla; Balaenopteridae
Gene: SNTA1
Product: syntrophin alpha 1
Exons: 8
Coding region: 102-1619 (505 amino acids)
Cellular component (GO): sarcolemma; intracellular anatomical structure; neuromuscular junction
Molecular function (GO): structural molecule activity; protein binding
Source: RefSeq, a predicted model, not a curated record